GUACGGAUUUUAACGCGACUGCCGACAAGCCAAACAAUUUUGUGUCAUUUUGUGCUUCCUGCGUUUGCUCACAAACAACUUUGAAAUGUACAGCAAACAUAACAAGCCGUGCUCUCUGCAUGCCAGAUGCCAAAGCAGAUUUCUCUCACGGGUUUAUCAGUGCGCUGCUGGCGGGGAUGAAAUGAAGCAUCUGAUCUUUCUGUUGCGGCUGCGUCGGCUUUGGGGAAUCGGGAUGUACUCUGAGGAUCUGAUGAGUCGGCAGAGAUCUUAUUAGCAAAGUCAGUGUGCAUUAUCGGAAGAGCUGGAGGAUGCUUGUAUUGCCGCAUCUGAUUUAAACUAUUAUUGUAAAGUAUCUCGCUCAAUUACCUUUGAACGCUUGGCAACUAGAGUGCAGUUGUAGCAACAAAUCGUAUGGGUGGGAAAAAAAACAGGAAAGAAUCGAAAUGCAAGGAUUUAGUCACAAAUUCUACAAUGUGGUUUUUUUUCUGUGGAACGUACGCCCACUUCUUGAACAAAACUCACCUAUUUGCGGGUUGUCUGCUGUUUCUGACAUGCACUCAGAUGCCACAAGAUGCUAUGAAAAUGGUAAAGUGAACAACAGGUGCAGACAUACAGCACAAGAUAAGAACACGGUCCACAAUCCAUGCAGAGUUUUACUCUUAUGGAUUUCCUAGAAUCCAGGUGCCUGGAGUCAAAAUGUCUGCGCACCGAAUAACAAUAUUAAUGCCUGAAAAAGGGACACACAUGAAGCAGCGUGACAGCCGACUUAUCAAAUCAUUCUCAUCACGUAACAGACAAGGCAACAAACCAACCACAGUACCGUUUCACCCAUCGAUUGAUCGCUUGGCCCGCCGCUCCCAAAGCAAAAGUCACAUGGGUCCUGCCGCUCAAUAUCACUGACCUGAAUUUACAACCGUUUUCCAGUGCCAACCAUAUCGAUGCACAUUUCAUUACGGAUGACGCCCGCAGAUGCAGCCCGCGAUAUCUAGCGUAAAGGAGAAAAACGAUUGACAACACACGAAAGUAGGUUUGUGGUGACGUGAAAUUGACCAUCAGACUCAAACCUCUCAUUGGCUGAUCCGCCGGACAAGUGAAAGUGUGUCACACUGCGAGAGCCCUCGCGCCCGACAAUUAGGACAGGCAAGUUGAGAGAGUACAGAAAGCCUUCGGAACGCCGCACUACCAAGCCUGAUAUGGUUCACUUGUGUGUGUCCAUAUCAGACGAUGGUGUCAGACUGGAGUCUAUAAAAAAAGUAUCACCCAAGCCGGCGAGAAGGAAGGCAAAAAAGACAAACAUGGCUACUUUGGAACGACAUCCGAAAUCCAGGACGGCGUCAACUCGACAGGAUCGUGGCUCUUGUUCUUCCACCGCCUCAUGCCCCGUUUUCUCUGGCUCGUACAGCGACCACGAAGAAGACCCUCCGCUGCGUCGUCAGUCUUCGCCGCUAAUUCAAGGUUCUCUCUCGAGUCUCCGCAACGCCACCAAACCAAGCCACAAAAGAAACUCUUCCAGAAUCCAGGGUUCCGUCCCCUCCCUCCAAGGAUCGUUACCAAGCCUGCAAGGAUCUCUUCCAAACUUUAACUUCUCUUUACCAAGACUAAAGGGAUCGUUCUCACGGUUGAGGAGGCGUUCUUUGAGCAGUCUAGACAACUCCAGCCCAGGCCCAAGCGAGCGGAGUACCAGCCCUAGUCUACAAAGCGGCAUUGGGAGCUCCAGUGACGAUGACGGAAGCUGGGACACUAACAGCUGGAGUUCAGGAGCUACUUGCCUGCUCCGGACAUCUUCAGAGCAAAGUAGCGCGGAGAAAUCAGAGAAAUCGGACGGAAUAGUCGGCAACACCGAGCAGGCGUCCACUAGUGCGGCGGCGGCGGAGCCUGAAAUCAUUUACCAAAAUCUCAUCUUUACACGGCCCGCCCCGAAAACUGAAAUUCACGGUCAUUUGGAGAAAACCGAAGCAAUGCUAGAGAAAGACACAGGGACCCAAAGCACGAACUCAUCUUGUCCAAACACGGAAGCCUUGGCGGUCUCCACUCCUCAGGAAGAGAAGAAGAAAGAGGACAAGCGCAAGUUCUCACAGUUCCUCAACGAGGUGACCGGCAGGGUGCUGAAAUCGAACAGCGGCGCCUCACAGCAGCACUCCACCUUGCGACACCGCAACCCAUCUCUUCCUCCGGCGACCCAAUGCCAACUCCCGUUGCCGUCGUUUCGUUCAACCUCAACAACCCUACCGGCCCCUACCGGCUCCUGGUGCAGCCCCACCAGCUCCAACCUCCAGACCAUCAAUGAAAAUGACUCAAAGGACAUCACGAGCUCCAUCCAGCAGUGGAGCAAGACAUUACCCAGCUGUAAGAUCUUAGAACCAACAGACAUGUUGAGGAAAAUAAAAGGGGAAAGUCCCUCAUACCGAGAGCGCGGCGUGGAGCUAUGUACAAAGAUCCAGUCGCAGGCCUCCACGGGGAGGCUUUAUCUGGAGACGGACAUUGACAGAGUGAGGCGACUUGAUGAACUCACGGCGAAUGGUACCCAGAUCAAAGAGAGAAAUGAGAAGCACCACGGAAAGGUGCCGGAGAGAGGCAACGAGAGAGAGGACAGAAGUCCUUGGGAGAGAAAUGGAGCCGUGGCGCCCGAGAAAAUAAAAGAAGCCGAUCAAGGCAUGGAAAAGGAGAAGAAAGUCAUGCGGAACUGCUACGAGCCAAAGUGGGGCUCAAACGGAAGGAGUAACCCGUGUCCCGCCUUCAAGUGGCCAGAAGGUUUUCCAAGAAUGUCCUACAGGUCCAUCUCACUGCCCAGGGCAGUUAACAUCACGGAUUAUGAUGGAGAGACGCAGCGUGACAUGAGCUCUUUCCACGACCACAAGGAGGACCUCCGCAAGCGCCUGUCAUACACCACGCACAAGUUAGAGAUGGUGGAGAGCGAGUUCGACUCAACCCGCCAGUACCUGGAAACGGAACUGCGGCGGGCCCAGGAGGAGCUGGAGAAGUUUACGGAGAAGUUACGCAGGAUCCAGAGCAGUUAUGCAGCUCUACAGAGGAUCAAUCAGGAUUUGGAGGACAAGAUGCACAGGACGUCUCAGCACCACGAAGAGGAGAAGAGAGCACUCAGCCGCGAGAUCAUAGUCCUCAACAACCACCUCAUGGAGGCCAAGCUCACCAUAAAUAAACUCAAAGAGGACAAUGACCUAUACAGGAAAGACUGCAAUCUGGCUGCCCAGCUGCUGCAGUGCUACAAGUCUCAUUACAGAGCUCACAAGAUGUCUGAGCUACCACCGGACUUCCAGGAACGCAUCAGUUCCCACAUCGAGAAACAGAAUCAGGGUAGCGAAGCCACCAUGGCGAUGUGCCACUCCAAUUACUCCGACGCCGUGCCCACAGCCAUCAUUGCAAAGAUCCUAGAAAAACCAGAACCGGGAAACAGUUGCCCCGUUACUCGUUCCCCAAGUCCACGCCCGCAGGACGGAGACUGCCUGGCCGAACCGGGAAGUAACGAUCACCUCAACCGCCGAGUCGCGUACAAGACCUCCGACCUGUAUUGCAGCGACACGGCCCUCUACUGCCCCGAACGCUGGCAGGAAACGGACCGCCGGCAGAGCGUGGACCUCCACGGUACAGCUUUGCUCCAGCUCCAUGCCCAGAAUUCCACAGACAGUAACCCCGAUGAGGAGGCCUACCACUCGGGCGGCUUCUCCCAUCACGAGCCGCCUUCAUCCUUCCACCACCACGAGGACUUCAACGCCGGAAGCCUCCCCGCCUCCAGUUCCUACUCGAGUUUCAGCCUCGCCUCUGACGACAAGGGCGGGGUAGCGGGCGGGGUCGUACGCACCGCAAGUAGCACUUUAUCCACGUCCCACCAGGGCUUGUAUAUGGACUGGCGGGAGGGCGGCGGCGGGCAGUAUGAACGCAAAAGCAUGUCUUCCUAUGACAAAGACAGCUCAGGGUUCCCCAAGUCCCACAGCAUUCAGCACAUCAUCACUUCAGUGAGCCCGCAGAAGGGCCCCUCGCCGGCGUACACAAGGACGGCCUCUUGCUACAGUGAACCGUACCAUUCCAGCAGCCCUCGCCUGGCCUCCGCCCACAGCGUGGGAUCUACGACCGGGUUAGGCCAGGCGCAAGGUGCAGCUCUGGAAAGCAGGGCUGAUAUCCACGUCCAUGAGGAUGAGCUGAGCGGCCGGUGGAAACAGCUGAGCGUGGAAGAUGUCAACACCUUCUCGUCUUCCUAUCGUAACGUCAUGGGACGGGGCUCGCCAUACAGUUUCUCCGAGUGCCACUACGCCGCGGGCCCGUCAAGUAACACCAAGGGAUCUCUCUACAGCAGCUUCCAAGAGGGAGAUGACGUCUUCCACGGCCACAUGCUGGACCAGCGCUUUGAGUUGGGCUCCCCUUCGCCCAGCCGCAGCCCAAAACCUCCGCCUGCGGAGCUUCGCAAACAGAAAAAGAACUCUGCGACGUAUCGAGCCAAGGACGGCAAUCCAGAUGGCUCAACGCUCUCGGAAAGCUCGAAAGAGAAGGAGCGCGCCAAGAACUACGUCAAUCUGAGUGCGGGAAGCUCGGCGGAGUCCUUACACCAAAGGCCGUUAGAAGCCUCAAGUCUUCAGCAUUACCCGAGCCCCAGGCCGAGCGUUCGGCCCCGCCCGAGCUCCAGCUCCGGCCUAAGCGCUGUCGGCCCGGAGCUCCCCAAGAAAACCUCUCCGAGAUACCAAAAAUUUGGCAGCACUGGGUUGACAAGGAAGGACAGUCUGACCAAGGCGCAGCUCUACGGCACUUUGUUGAACUAAAGCAACGAGGAAAGAGCUCGUCAUUUGAUGCAUGAUGAUGAUUACAAGCCUUCUGUACCGUCUCAAACGUUCUCUGCAGCAUACUUGGUGUGACAAGGGUGUUCAGUGUUUCAUGUAUCCUAGCCAAGGCAUGUUUCAUGAAGUCUGCAACACUUUUUUUCUAUUUUACGUCAUAUUAAAGUGUAGCUUCUAGCUAGCUGAGAUGGUGUAGCAAUUCAGUGACUCUUCAUUUCAUUCAUCUUUAGAGCCACUGGGAUGAAACCACUUUCAGCAAGACAGACCGUGGACAUACUGUGUGCUUUGUGCUAAAACUUUGAUACUGAAAACUGUUAGUAAAGCCAGCAAGAAACUUAGCUCUUCUUCUUCUUAAAAAAAAAAGUAUAAAUAGAAAGUAAACGUAAAGCAUGUUUAAACGAUUACAACUACUUCAUGAGCAUUUUUUAUUGUAUGACGUUUCAAAACUGACAUUAAUCUAAUUAAUCAAAACUGACUGAACUAUGAAAGAAACGUCAAAACCCAACAAACAAUGCAACGAUUCAGAUGCAAGCUGCAAGAGUUUUGAAACAACUCGGCUGGAUUUUGUCUUAUUUUUGUAUGUGAACAUUUGAUCCGUAAACGCAAUGCUGGAUUGCACAAUCCUUAUCCGUAUAAGCAGGAUACUGGUGAAGUUGCCUUAAUUCCGUUGAGUGGGGCACAACUUUGCAGAAGCUAAUGAGUGUGCAUACUGUAUAGCUGCUCUCCUGAUUCUGGAGAGCGGCUUCUUUGUGCUCAGCAUCGCAGUGUCUCCGAAGGGGGGGGGGAGACGAGCCUCUUGUAUGAAUGGGAAUGAGGCUGCUAGAUCGAGCACAUGACUCUCAGUCCAUUUUCAAUAAUUUGUGAGCUUUUUGGCCCAAUUUGGUUGUUCACAGCUAAGUAGAUUUAAUUAUGAGAUGUGCAAUACGCAGAAUUGUGUAAAUCAAGAAAAAUAGGACUCAAGCAUAGAUGCAACCAAGUGUGCCAACUGAGAGUGUCCAAUUAGGCGUUCUACAUUUCGGCUUUUGCGAAAUAAUGAGAUCACAAGUCAUUCUUCUAAUAAGCUUACUUCUUAUAUUGAUUUUCUGAGUCAUUUUCAUUUGAGUGAAUUCCAUUAAAAUGACAUACUGGAUCAUCAAAGACGCAGAAAUGGUCUUCAACAGUUUUAGAAACAGGCUUGUGUUAAUUAGGUACUCUUUACUGUGCAAGUAAGGCUACCAACGCAAAAUUGGAGCCGAAAUGACUUGAAUUAAAUCAUCCUGCUUAAGUUUUGUCCAUUUCUCCUAGUGAAGAAGACAUAACGAACAUCAAAACGAACUUGCUGUGAGACUUUAAAUGCAAACACUGGCUUCAACUGUUUUCAAUUGAAACAUCCAUCCAUUCAUCCAUUUUCCGAAGCGCUUUUAUCCUGACUAGGGUCGCGGGGCGUGCUGGAGCCUCUCCCAGCUGUCUUCAGACAGUCGGCGGGGAACACCCUGAACUGGUUGCGAGCAAAUCGCAGGACACACAGAGACAAACAACCGUUUGCGCACACAAUCACACCUAGCGACAAUUUCGAGUAUUCCAUUAACCUACCAUGCAUAUUUUGGGAAUGUGGGAGGAAACCGGAGUACCCAAAGAAAACCCACGCAGGCACAUGCAGAACAUGUAAACUCCAAAUCAAACCCUGCACCGCUGCACUGUGAGGCCGACGUGCUAACCAGUUACCCACAGUGCUGCAGCAUUCAAAUGAAACAGAAUUUCUAAAGUUUCAACUUUAUUCACACUAUUAUUUUUUUCAACUUUUUUAAAAUUUCCAAUGUUAUGUUUAUAUGGUGUAAGCGUAAGUAUUGUAUUUAUUCUAAGUGAGGUUUCGGAAAGGCUUAAAUAUUAAUACAACCAGUGUCAAAAAUAAUUGAAUGAAUUAAAGAUAUUUUUGUCGAGGUGAUGUAUUGAAAGAGGCAGACAGAAAAUGCAUCUUUACACAACAAUAAAAUGGUUUUCUAUUCAGUUGUUAUGCUGUUAAUGGAAUGUUUUGAGCAUCCCAACAAGGAAGUGCAAGUGGGUGUGUCCAGGUUCAGACCGAGCUCCUUCUUAGUCCCAGUCAAACCAGAAUGUGACCAUGUCUGUCUGAUGCAUGAUUAGAUAUUUUUGCUGUAUUUAUUUAAUAAAGAUGAGUGUUGGAAAAAUA
This is a messenger RNA of Hippocampus zosterae (dwarf seahorse), 6954 nucleotides long. RefSeq lists its product as uncharacterized. Gene Ontology annotation, cellular component: synapse. Bases 1194 to 4772 code for a protein of 1192 amino acids. The record is from RefSeq and is a predicted model, not a curated record. Lineage: Eukaryota; Metazoa; Chordata; Actinopteri; Syngnathiformes; Syngnathidae. The transcript has 7 exons.